CCCAACCCAACUCAAACACAUUGAUGUUGCCGAACAGUGGGGGUUCAAUGCAACAACAGUGGGACAGGUGGAGGUGGCCAAGGACCCAUUUACAGGGACGCCGCUUUUCAUGGGAAUUCCCAUGCUCAGCAGCAGCCCCAUCCGGGGAAUCCUUGACGACAUGGAGAGGUUCAAAUUUCUGGACAGUCAAAGCCUGGCUUUGAGUCGGUACAGCAUCAUGAUGGUUGAGGAAAAGUAUCUGGAGUUGUUUGGGAUAGGAAAUCCAAGCAAGAUAUUCAGGGAUCUAUUCCACUCAAUGCGCCGGUUCUUAUUUGAACCGGGAAACCAGUACAUUAGCCACCAGCUCUGGUGGGACAGUACAUUUAAACGACAGGCUAACUGGGAUGCUGCUCCCAGGUUUAUGCAUCUCCAGGCAAUUGAGCUCCUCAAAGAGGAUAGUGGCCAGCUUAAGCGACCAGCUGAGGACGAGAUCAAUGCUGGGUCAUUCAAGAAGCUAGCACUUUAGGUUUUUUUGUUUUUAAUAAAUCUCUUUACGACCCAAAAAA
Kickxella alabastrina is the source of this 545-nucleotide messenger RNA. RefSeq lists its product as uncharacterized. Bases 110 to 505 code for a protein of 131 amino acids. The transcript has 2 exons. NCBI's taxonomy places the organism in Eukaryota, Fungi, Kickxellomycota, Kickxellomycetes, Kickxellales, Kickxellaceae. The record is from RefSeq and is a predicted model, not a curated record.